CCACUAUCUAACCAAAAACACUCCUUCUCUCCUUAUUUCUCUUCCUAUCUCUCUCUAACCUCUCACUAAAAAUCUAAUUACUCUUUUUUUUUUGGUUAUUUGGCAAAUAAGCCCUAUAUUAUAUACAUUUAUGCAUAUUUUUUGUCUUUACUCGGCUUGUAAUAAUACAGCUAUAAUAUUAAUUUUUUUUUUUUUUUGAAAAUAGCUAUAAUAUUAAUUUACUCGAGUAGAUUACAAACGUCUCUUUUUCGUUUGCCUAUGUUCACAUAGUGUGCUAGCCAUUCAAAUCUAAUCGUAAGAUGCCUUAAUAAAUACUCAUUAGAUGAUAACAUGAGCCAUGCAGAGUGUAAGUUUUUUAUAUUAAUGUUCAUUCAUUAUAAAAAUCAGAUAGGCAAUAUCGAUUGUAAAGCGACGAAAGGAGAUUAUGUUUUCUGCUCUUAAUUUGUUUUCUAUCGAUUCAGAUUUCAUUUUCUACUUCUAUAAAAUUAUAAUCGCGUUUUCGUUUUUGUUUUACUAAUCUGAGUUUUAUUUCUUUUUUAACUUCUUCUGUGAAUUCGGUGAAUUACGUUAAUUUAAAAAGAUUGACAUCUGUAAAAGUUAGUUCCACUCCAGAUACAUAUCUAAGAAUCAAAAUUUUGAAGAAAAUAACCGGCAAACUCUAUUCACAUGUAAGUGUUUAAAUAUGAUAAAUCAAGUGUUAUAGAAUAUAAAUGCGGACUCAAAAUAUAAACAAAAAGUACGUAUUUUAUUAACCUACGUUUUUGAGAUUUAGUUAUUUAAGAGUAUAUCGAUAAAAAAAUAUUUUACCUUGCUAGUAUAUGUAAACUAUGUAUAAAGUAAUAAAUGUUUGAUUUAUUAAAUGAUAAAUCAUAAAAUUUAUUAUAAAUAGUUCAAAUCUCUCAUUCUUACAAUUAUAAUAGCCAGAUAGGAUAUUAUAGAAAAACAAAUAUUAGACGAAUGAUCAAAUUUCUCAUUUUUCGAACAAACUCAAAAUAAUGUGAAUAUGAUCUUAUCAUUGAUAUUUUAUUAAAAGCUUUAUAGAAAUAAAAAUCAAAACUAAAAAAUUUAAAAUGAAAUAAUAUAUAUAUAUAGUGCUUUUAAUAUUAAAAAUAUUUCAAGGUAGAUAUAGCAGGAUGCUGACGUGGAAGUAACAAAUAUGGUGAAAGUAACAAACGUGGAUAUGUAAUUAUAGAUAUAGCACGACUUUUCCAUGCCUAGUCGUUAAAAUCGUUUCAUCACAUGACUAUUCAAUAUUCAACUAAUUAUUUUUGCUAAGGAUAUUAAACUGAAUUUUAAAAGACUAAGACCAUCUUUAACCCUAUUACCCCUAAUGGGUUUCUUAGUAACUUUUAAUUAAUAAAAUUAAUCAAAUAACUUUAGUUAAGAAACUCCUAUUUUAGUCGGUUUAUUGGGAGUUUCUUAACUAGAGGUUCUUAAAAAAAAUAUUAAAUAUUUUUUUCAAUAUAAAAUUUAUUUAUUAAAUAAAAUAUAUUAAAAAUAACAUUUAAAACAUAAAUAAAAAAAUUAAAAUUAAAAUUAGUACAAUAAUCAAAAAUAAUUUAAAAAAACAUCCGAGCUUGGUAGUUGUCUCAGUCACGUCCAAAUCGAUUCCGUAAAUGUUCAACCAAAUCGGCUUUAAGUUGUUGAUGGGUAUGUGGAUCACAAAUUGCAGUUCGAACACCCAUCAUAUUGGCGAUAUUUGUAGGCAUUUCUGAAGAAAAAUCGAGAUCGACAUGUGAAGUUCUGGUGUUUUUUCCUUGUUGAAACUCUGAAACAUUAAAAUGAGUAUAUCCAUCUCGUUCGUGGAUCGGUGGUGGAGGCUCCGUCGGAGAGUUUCGAUCGAUCAACGGUUCGCUUCUCUUUCGCACGACUGAGAACACGAGAGAGAGAGAGGAGAGAGAGGAGAGAAGAAAUUAUAAAAAAAAAAUACAGAACCAUAUACUUUAGCCUAACUGCUGACACGUGCCUCAUAUAACCGAUCAUAUAGUCGGUCACAAAAGUCCCCUCUUUAGGAUCGAUAACAGCAUAUUUAAUUUGUUUUUAUUUAUUUAAUUGAGUCAUUUUAUGUAUAAUUCCACUAAGGACCGCCCGUUAAAGAUGGUCUAAGGUCCACAUCAUUGUGUGCCGCUUUGGACUUGGUCUCCAUUAGUAAAUAGUCAUUAAAUACACACCGAACAAUGCAUUCACUUCACAAUUUGUUUUAUGAAACAAAUCUUGCUUAAGUUCCAACAAGAAGUAGUAAUAACAUAGUAUCAGCAAAUGGAGUUUUUCCAUAACGCUAAAGCCGUUAGGAUGCGUAACGUCCACGAGAAGUAUCUUAUGGCGGACGAGGACGAGGAGACGGUGGCUCAAGAAAGGAAUGGUUCCGACAAGAGAGCUCGAUGGAUCGUCGAACCAGUUCGUGGUUCCUUUGAAGUGAUCCGUUUGAGGAGUUGCUACGGUAGCUAUCUCACCGCAUCGAAAGAGCGGUUCUUGCUCGGUGCCACGGGGCGUAAAGUGGUUUUGUCGAAACCGAGUGGACUUGACUCGUCCGUAGAGUGGGAGCCGGUGAAAGAAGGGUCAAAAGUAAAGCUCAAGACUAGACACGGUCGCUUCCUCCGAGGCAAUGGUGGGCUUCCUCCGUGGCGUAACUCAGUCACUCAUGGCUCUCAUCAUAGUUCGGACUCGUUCUUGUGGGAUGUUGAUGUCGUGGAGAUCUUGGUUGAAAUGACGUCUCCGGCUCCAGCUCCGAUAUUACUACUCCGCAACAUAUGAGGCUGUCGAAGACCUCCGAUGUCUAAGACCACUUCAGGAAAAUCGGAGGAAGGGGUUGGUAUUGUUAUUUAGGACUAGACAACUUAUCUACCCGAAUUGUUAUUUGUUUUCAGUCAGAAGUUGAAAAAAUAAAAAUAAUAACGAGACUGAUCAGAUAUCCACCAAUAAUUGAUAAUAUUUCGAAUAUCUCCAAA
Messenger RNA from Brassica rapa (field mustard), 2948 nucleotides. RefSeq lists its product as uncharacterized. NCBI's taxonomy places the organism in Eukaryota, Viridiplantae, Streptophyta, Magnoliopsida, Brassicales, Brassicaceae. The record is from RefSeq and is a predicted model, not a curated record.